Rhizopus microsporus ATCC 52813 is the source of this 1803-nucleotide messenger RNA. RefSeq lists its product as uncharacterized. NCBI's taxonomy places the organism in Eukaryota, Fungi, Mucoromycota, Mucoromycetes, Mucorales, Rhizopodaceae. The record is from RefSeq and is a predicted model, not a curated record. Bases 73 to 1752 code for a protein of 559 amino acids. The transcript is spliced from 4 exons.
CUUUCUUUUUUCCUUUUUUCUCUUCUUUCUUUCUUUGUUUCUGUAUGUUGAAAUACUAACAUUUUCAAACGGAUGGACACUUCUAUUCAUUCUUUCUCAACGCAUGCAUUAUUCAAACAACCUAUUGUUAUCACGCAUUUAGUUUCUAUGGUUAUUGCAUUUCUCGGUUGUUAUCCUCUGUUACUAACACGACAAUUACGUAAACGAAAAGUAGCCAUCAUUGGUCUAUCCUGUAUAUUUUGCACUAUUGGAUUUAUUACUGGAUAUUUCAUUCAAACAAAACAAGACACUGCAUCACUCGUGUUACAUAUUUUUGGAUUCAUACUUUUGUGCCUUGUCAUCACACAAUGUAUAUUUCAUUUUUUGAUUAAACCAACAAAAUGGGUUGAUCUCAUCUUGGGUUGGGCUGCUUUGAUAGUCGCAUUUUGUUAUUUAGUGAUCUCCGCGGUUGUAUUUACGGACAGUUGCCAGAACGACAUGGGAUCACAGUGCUUUAUGCCUUUAGCCAUGGGAAUAGGAUUCUUGAUGUACGGCUCAUUUACUUUAUUGCAUUUAUUGGCAAUCAUUAAAUUACCGCGACCAGCUACUCCAGAAUAUUAUGAAAGUGUGAUCAUCACAUUAUGGGGGUUAAUUUCUCUAAUUUUGUCAGAUACAAACAUACUAGGAACGGAAUGGAAGGCUAUCAACCUCGGCUUGCUUUGGUUUACAGGAGGCCUAUUCUCCAUCAGUCUAAGUGUUCAGGCCUGGAUACCAGCAGUUCGCGAAAGGAAUAUUGUCAAUAGUCUGAUCAUUUGUUUAACUGGAAGAGCCAUCAUUUCAGGGUUGAAGCAGAUAGAAAAAGACACCUAUAUAGCUAAAGUACAUACCAUGUUGGGAUACAUAUUAAUCGUUGGAUCGAUGACUCGCCUCAUUCAAAUCAUAUUCCGCAAAUCACCGACAGAAAAUUUGCCUCGAAGUAUGCUACGCGAGCAUCAUUUGAUACAGGAUGAAGAAGUGUUGGAUAUAGAAGACGAUGAUUUGAAUUUGGAUAAUAGCAAACAGAAAAGGUGUAAACACAGAUCGAUAUUUGCUUCUAUUACCCUUGUCAGCGGUCUCUUAGCGUCAAUUCUGUCAAUAUCAGCGGGUAUAUUAUUCAUGGGCGCAAAUACAGGAUGGCUCGGUUAUAUGCAAUACUAUAUCAAGGAUCCAUCACUUUAUAUCAAUAUCACCUUGGCGUUUGCUUUUCUGUGGUUAUCUUACAUAUUUGGUCUGUGUACUAUUUAUAGACGAUUAAAGUCCAAGAAUGCAAUACUAGAGCAGUAUGAGUACCUCGAAUUAAGCAGCGCACAGACAGAAAGAAUGCAGGAACAGCAGCAGCCAAUGACUAUUACCACACAUACCCCUAUACUCAGCUCUCCCCCUGUAUUCUCGCCUAUUGACGUGAUAGCACAGCGUUCGCCUAUUGUAGAACAAGAACAUGCUACACAUCAUGAAAAGACGAUGCGACCCUCAGAAUAUCGUGCUAAACGUAGAUCCCUUCUUGUCCAGUCACCCACUUAUGAAACUGUCGUGACCUCGAUCAGACCCAAAUCAUCCGUUACAUUUGGAGUUGGAGGCGUGUUACCCGAUGAAGUGAUUGUACAUGACAACAGACGAUCAUGGAUAUCAUCUUCUGGAUCUUCAUAUAGCUCUGGAUCCAAUUCACCUUCAUUUGAACAUAGAAUAAGAAGAGAUAGUUUAAAUGAAUUGAUGGAUGAAGAAGGAAGAAGAUAAAUACCCCCUCAAUAGCCUAUCUUCUUUUCCCUUUAAUAAACAUGAUUGUAC